Molecule: messenger RNA, 375 nt
Organism: Rhizoctonia solani
Lineage: Eukaryota; Fungi; Basidiomycota; Agaricomycetes; Cantharellales; Ceratobasidiaceae
Product: Zinc-finger double-stranded RNA-binding domain-containing protein
Exons: 3
Coding region: 1-375 (124 amino acids)
Molecular function (GO): zinc ion binding; nucleic acid binding
Source: RefSeq, a predicted model, not a curated record
AUGGGACGAUUAAGAAGGUCGAGGGUGCACAAGGCACAAGGGAUGUGCACCGCUCGGACAAGAGAUUUGGACCAGAUUCAGCUGCACGAUCUUGACCCUGCUGUCCGUGCCAAACUGGAAGCGCAGCCGAUCGAUGUGGAAAAGCCUGGGCUGGCACAGCACUAUUGUGUCGAGUGCGCCAAGUACUAUGAAACGGAUGCUGCACUGAGGUCUCACUGGAAGAGCAAGGUCCACAAACGACGAUGUAAACAACUUAAAGAACCAGCGUAUACGAUCGAAGAGGCGGAAAGGGCCGGUGGACUCGGGAGAGAAGUCCGUAAACGACCUAAUACCGACGCCACCGCCGCUGCACCAGAUAUGGAGUUGAUCGCAUAG